AUGUAUGUGGGCUACCUCUUGGAUAAGGACUCUGCCAUGUACCCCAGCCCUGCUCGGCCACCCAGCCUAAGCCUGAGCCCGCAGAGCUACGCGCCCGCGCCCCCCCAGUACCCGGACUUCGCCAGCUACCACCAUGUGCCGGGGAUCCCCGGAGACCCCCAGCACAGCCAGCCUGCGGGCGCCUGGGGCUCUCCCUAUGCACCCAGCAAGGACGACUGGCAUUCGUACGGGCCCUCGGCCGCCAGUCCGGCGCAGCUGGGCUUCGGCCCCCCGGAUUUCAACCCCCUGCAGCCUCCCGGCUCCGGACUCCUCCCGCCGCCCAUGCCGCAGCUGUCCCCCGGCUCGCAGAGGCGCACGCCCUUCGAGUGGAUGAGGCGCAGCACCCCCAGUGGCAGCAGUGGCGGAUCUGGCAAGACCCGAACGAAAGACAAGUACCGCGUGGUGUACUCGGACCACCAGCGCUUGGAGCUGGAGAAGGAGUUUCAUUUCAGCCGCUACAUCACCAUCCGGCGCAAGGCAGAGCUGGCGGCUGCCUUGGGGCUCACCGAACGGCAGGUGAAAAUCUGGUUCCAGAACCGGCGAGCCAAGGAGAGGAAAGUGAACAAGAAGAAGAUGCAGCAGCAAACGCAGCCCGCCAGCACCACGACGCCCACCCCGCCGGCGGUCGGCACCCCGGGCCCCAUCGCCGGCAUCUGCAGCAGCACCACCGGCCUGAUCUCGUCGUCGCCGUUGGCUAUCAAGGAAGAGUUCCUGCCUUAA
Messenger RNA from Alligator mississippiensis (American alligator), 759 nucleotides. RefSeq names its product caudal type homeobox 1 (gene CDX1). Gene Ontology annotation, molecular function: DNA-binding transcription factor activity, RNA polymerase II-specific; RNA polymerase II transcription regulatory region sequence-specific DNA binding. Bases 1 to 759 code for a protein of 252 amino acids. Gene Ontology annotation, biological process: regulation of transcription by RNA polymerase II; embryo development; animal organ morphogenesis. Gene Ontology annotation, cellular component: nucleus. The transcript is spliced from 4 exons. Lineage: Eukaryota; Metazoa; Chordata; Crocodylia; Alligatoridae. The record is from RefSeq and is a predicted model, not a curated record.